Messenger RNA from Parastagonospora nodorum SN15, 1128 nucleotides. RefSeq lists its product as hypothetical. Gene Ontology annotation, molecular function: pyrimidine nucleotide transmembrane transporter activity. NCBI's taxonomy places the organism in Eukaryota, Fungi, Ascomycota, Dothideomycetes, Pleosporales, Phaeosphaeriaceae. The transcript is spliced from 2 exons. The record is from RefSeq and is a predicted model, not a curated record. Gene Ontology annotation, cellular component: mitochondrion. Bases 1 to 1128 code for a protein of 375 amino acids. Gene Ontology annotation, biological process: pyrimidine nucleotide import into mitochondrion.
AUGUCCACGCACGAUCCCGAGCCGCCGUCCCCCACUAUCGCUCACGACCAAGAUGCGCCUGCACCCGUCAAGCACGCGGCCCGGAACAUGUCGAGUCCGGACAGGAACACCAACUUGAGCUCGCCGCUCGCCAGGCUCGCUAUGGCGGUCGCAAAACUGCCAGACGGGCCUGUGAAUGCCUUGUGUGGAGCGUCCGCCGGAGUUGCGUCGGGCAUAGUCACCUGCCCGCUCGAUGUCAUCAAAACCCGCCUGCAAGCGCAAGGCUCCUUCCGCCCUAGGAAGUACACUGGGCCGACGCGCGCAGUAUACAAGGGCCUCACAGGAACCGCCCGCGUCAUUUGGAUGGAGGAUGGUGUCCGCGGACUGUACAGAGGACUCGGGCCAAUGCUGCUGGGGUACAUUCCAACAUGGGCCGUCUACAUGAGCACGUACGAGUCGACAAAGGAGUUUUUGAACUCUCGAAUGGGUCAACUCAUGUCACAAGUGAGCGCACGCGCUUCUGAGGACCAUCGCCCGCCAUGGCAUUACAAGAACACAUUCGACGCUUUCCGAAAAAUGUAUGCGAAAGAAGGCAUUGCGUCCUUCUACUCAGGACUGUCACCGGCUCUGCUAGGACUCACGCACGUUGCCAUCCAGUUCCCGCUGUACGAAUUUUUGAAGAUGAAGUUUACGGGUCUUGAAAUGGGUAAGACAGAUGCGAAUCACGAAGAGGUACAUUGGCUCGGCAUCGCUGCAGCUACGGUUCUGAGCAAGAUGGCGGCCACCUCCGCAACAUAUCCGCACGAGGUUUUGCGCACGAGACUGCAGACACAGCAGAGAUCCCUUCCCUCUCAGUCGCAUGAUCAUGUAUCCUUCCAGGGAGGCCAGCAUGGCAUUGGCUACCAGACCCGGCCGCCAGGGACAGCCUCAUCCGAUGGCAUGAUCAACAUGCCGCGAUACCGAGGAGUAGUUCGGACCUGUUCUGUCAUACUUCAGGAGGAAGGAUGGAGAGCCUUCUACAACGGAAUGGGUACUAAUAUGGUCCGCGCCAUCCCCGCCGCUGUGACCACAAUGAUGACUUUCGAGUCUUUGAAGAUCGUCCACCAAAAGUUGAAGAACGAGGGGCGACGAUUAGAGGAGGAGGAUUGA